Dufourea novaeangliae is the source of this 801-nucleotide messenger RNA. RefSeq lists its product as uncharacterized. The transcript is spliced from 4 exons. NCBI's taxonomy places the organism in Eukaryota, Metazoa, Arthropoda, Insecta, Hymenoptera, Halictidae. The coding region runs from base 1 to 801 and encodes 266 amino acids. The record is from RefSeq and is a predicted model, not a curated record.
AUGACUUCUUUAAAUCAUGAGAAAAAUCAAUCACAUGACUUUUGUUUAUCGGAGUGUCUCAGUCAAAAUCUAGAACUAAAAGUUGUUAAAAAUCUUUUGAGUACAAGUUACAAUAUAUUUCAACGAAAGCAGAAAGUAUUAAAAGAAGAACGUGCGAAAUUGGACAAUAUAAAUUAUUCUGUUUGGGCCACAGAAGAUAAAUUUUGUAACGAAGUGUGGAACUUUUCUUUGGAACAUAAUUUUAACGUUUUUUUCAAUCAGUUUUCUGAUAUUAAUGAAGUAAUUAAAUUUCAUAAUUGCAAGUACAGUACUGCUGCAUAUGAUAAUAAAGAAAACAUUGAUAAAUACAAAGAAAGUAGAGUUAUGGAAUUAAAAAAUGAAAUUAAUAGUCUUAAUAAUGAGAUAACAGUUAUUCAUAAUAAAAAUAUUGAAGAAGAUAUAAAAAAUGCUACAUAUGUCUUAAAUAAUUUAAAAUCAUUUUCAGAAGAGAUAAUAGAUCUCAUAAGAUUGAUAAGUACAUCAGAAAAUUCUCAGAAUAUUUGUAAUAUAUCCACAUAUCAGGAGUCAAAUGCAAACAAGGGGUUUAUGAGUGCUAAAAAAUUAUUUAAAAAACACCCUGCUAUAUUAGUUGAAAAGAAAGUAACAACAACUUCAAAUAUAAUAAUUAAUAAUUCUAAAAAGGUUCAGAGUAUAUUUUAUAAUACUUGUGAUAAUGUGAAAAACAAUAUAGGAUUAGGUAAGUUUGUAAUGAAAAGACAAAGCCUUAUUUCUUUAAAGCUUGAACGAAUGUCAAAGAAUUAA